UACCCUCUCAAUCAUGUAAAAAAACAGAGCACUUUUCAUUGAAAAAAAAACAGAUCUAGCACGGAGCCAACUCGGCGAGUGAGUCACCAACUCGCCGUAAAACAAACUGAAACACCACCGGAAGCAACCAUUUUCUUCCCUGCAAGCAACCAAUUUCCCGCUGAAAACCCUCCACUCCUUCUUCUCUUCUUCGUCUUCUUCCUCUUAACAACAACAUUGAUGUUUUCCAACAAUCACAAACAGUCAUAAUCAUAUGCGACACAAACCCUAAUCCCAAAUUGAUUUAGUAUAAUCACGACUCUCACUUGAGUUGGUUCGCUCGCAAGAACCUACUUCACGCUUCAGAUUGUGGCCAUUGUUCGCGAUUUAGUUUACAUCUUCACAAGCAGUUCUGCUGCGGAUGCUCGGCACGCGAGUCAGAACCAAUUAAACAGACAUUAAACACAAACAAACAAAUGCAUUCCUCGCCAAAGUCUUAAAUCAACGCUCAUUACUUAAUCCAAUCCAAUGGCAUUUAACAGAUCCUUAAAGGGGAAACCAAAGGCAGUGGGAUCCAGAAUUGUAGUGUUGGGCGCAAUCGUGUGUGCAAUAGCUCUUUUGUUCCUACUGUCCUCAGUUGUAUUCACAACUGAUUCCCCAAAAUCCCAAUACAUUAAAUACUCUACCAAUGACAGAAAGUACCUGUAUUGGGGCACACGGAUCGAUUGCCCUGGAAAACACUGUGGAUCCUGCGAGGGUUUGGGUCAUCAAGAAUCCAGCCUUAGGUGCGCCCUCGAAGAAGCUGCCUAUCUUCGGAGAACUUUUGUUAUGCCGUCUAGGAUGUGUAUCAAUCCUAUACAUAACAAGAAAGGGAUCCUUCAUCGUUCAACUAAUGCUACUUCGGAGGAUCAGUGGGCGGCAAGUUCUUGUGCCAUGGACUCUUUAUAUGAUGCAGAACUCAUGUCUGAGACUGUCCCUGUGAUUUUUGACAACUCAAAAGAAUGGUAUAAGGUUCUAUCGACCAGCAUGAAGCUUGGAGCUAGAGGUGUUGCUCACGUGGCAGGAGUUAGUCGUGUUGAGCUUAAAGAAAACAAUCAGUACUCUGAGUUGUUGCUCAUAAACAGAACUGCCAGCCCUCUUUCUUGGUUUAUGGAAUGCAAGGAUCGAAACAACCGUAGUGCUAUAAUGUUACCAUAUUCAUUUCUACCCUCAAUGGCCUCAAAAAAACUAAGAGAUGCCGCAGAAAAGAUCAAAGCACAACUUGGUGAUUAUGAUGCCAUCCAUGUUCGUCGUGGAGAUAAAAUAAAAACUAGGAAGGACAGGUUUGGCGUGUCAAGGACCCUGCAUCCACACCUUGAUAGGGAUACCCGCCCUGAGUUUAUUCGUUGUAGAAUAGCAAAGUGGGUUGCACCUGGAAGAACCUUGUUUAUUGCUUCCAAUGAAAGGAUUCCAGGGUUUUUUUCACCGCUUUCUGUCAGGUAUAAAUUGGCAUAUUCAUCAAACUAUAGCCAUAUAAUAGAUCCAGUGAUUGAGAAUAAUUACCAAUUAUUCAUGAUCGAGAGGCUUAUAUUGGCGGGUGCUAAAAAGUUCAUUAAAACAUUCAAGGAAGAUGAGACAGAUCUUAGCCUUUGUGAUGACCCAAAAAAGAAUACAAAAAAAUGGCAGAUACCUGUUUACGAUGGGGAUGAUACUUGUUGAGACAUACAUACGACUACUAUUAGUAUACAAAUCACAUGAUAUUGAAAAGAACUUUCUAAGGUCGGAAUCCUCAGGAAGAAAUUUUUGUUGAGCCAAAAUGAGUGAUUAAUUUGUGUUGUAAAUUAUGAAGUUAGCUACAGGAAAAUUUUAAUUUAUUCAUUACCUUUAAGCACUUGUCUCACUGUAAAUCAGAUACAAGUUCCGUCUUUAUCAAAGAAAAAUAUUUAAUUUUAAUCAGGUGUGUGACGACAUAACUUCAGUCUUAAUUGAAGAAAAAAAUGGAGACUUUUAUCCAUGAUUUCUCUGUAACAACUAAGCUCUCAUUACAGUUUUAAAGUUGACACAUUCAUGAGCUUUGAACUUGAGAUUUCAUGCUAAGUUGGAAGAUAAAUGUACCAUCUCUGAGAUA
Vicia villosa (hairy vetch) is the source of this 2086-nucleotide messenger RNA. RefSeq lists its product as uncharacterized. Bases 508 to 1677 code for a protein of 389 amino acids. The record is from RefSeq and is a predicted model, not a curated record. Lineage: Eukaryota; Viridiplantae; Streptophyta; Magnoliopsida; Fabales; Fabaceae. Gene Ontology annotation, cellular component: Golgi apparatus. The transcript is spliced from 7 exons.